This is a messenger RNA of Pseudovirgaria hyperparasitica, 1776 nucleotides long. RefSeq names its product ketoacyl synthase domain-containing protein. The record is from RefSeq and is a predicted model, not a curated record. Bases 460 to 1752 code for a protein of 430 amino acids. Gene Ontology annotation, molecular function: 3-oxoacyl-[acyl-carrier-protein] synthase activity. The transcript has 7 exons. NCBI's taxonomy places the organism in Eukaryota, Fungi, Ascomycota, Dothideomycetes, Acrospermales, Acrospermaceae. Gene Ontology annotation, biological process: fatty acid biosynthetic process.
GGUGGAUGUGGAGGUGCUGUUUGUGGUAGUGAUUAAAAGAGCAUGUAGAUGUUGGUUGUGUUGUAGCAAUGCAUAUAGGCAUGUGUCGCGCUCUGACGCCACGUUCUUCUCGUUUAUAACUUACGUCGAGAACUACAUCAGCAACACGGCAUCUCAAUCCUUGCCCAACAUGUUCAUUAUUCUAAAUAUCUGCCUUCUCUAUCCCUACUAGCGAACGCCUGAUUGUUUUGGCGUCUGGACGUUUGAAAUGCUCCUAUGGAACUCCUGGGGUGUUACAUAUGUACAAGACACCAAGACCAGACUAGUCCCAAAACAGCUAUAUAGCUAUACACCCCCGCUCCCUAUCCAUCCAUCUAUCCGCCCAUAUAAAAACCUACACCCAAACUUGACCACAAACAAACCAAAACAAACAACCUCCAUCCCAACCCAUCACCACAAACCUCCCGAAAAAAACAUGCAAUGCGCAGAGUCGUCAUCACAGGCCUCGGCGCAGUAACACCCCUCGGCGUCGGCAUAACCCACACCUGGCCACGCCUCCUCCGCAGCAAAAGCGGCGUCCUCUCCACGCACGCCCUCGGCCCCAAGUUCAGCGCCCUGCCAAGCCAAGUCGCAGGCCUCGUUCCCGCGGGCCGCAAGGACGACGGUGGAUGGACGGCGGACGAGUGGGUUGUGACGGCGGGGGAGCGGCGGCGGAUGGCGCUGUUUGCGCAGUAUGGGAUGGCGGCGAGUGAGAUGGCGAUGCGGGAUGCGGGGUGGGUGCCGUGGCGGGAGGGGGAUUUGGCUGCUACGGGCGUUUGUUUGGGGUCUGGGAUUGGGAGUUUUGAGGAUGUGUAUGAGACUAGUGUGGCGUUUGAGAAGGGGGGGUAUCAUAAGGUGUCGCCGUUGUUUGUGCCGCGACUGCUGAUUAAUUUGGCGGCUGGGCAUGUUUCGAUGAGGUAUGGCUUGAGGGGACCGAAUCAUGCGGUGACGACGGCGUGCACGACUGGUGCACAUUGUAUUGGCGAUGCGGCGCGCUUGAUCAGUUAUGGCGAUGCAGAUGUUAUGAUAGCUGGGGGUGCGGAGUCUUGCAUUCAUCCCUUGGCGAUAGCAGGCUUUGCGCGCGCGAGGAGUCUGGCUACGGACUGGAACGACCGUCCGAGUGAGGCGUCCAGGCCUUUUGACAAAGACCGCGCUGGCUUUGUGAUAGGGGAAGGGGCUGGCGUGAUGGUUCUCGAAGAGUUAGAACACGCAAAAGCACGAGGUGCAAGAGUCUAUGCUGAGCUGAAAGGCUAUGGACUGUCCUCAGAUGCAUACCACAUGACCGCACCGCGUGCGGAUGGCGAUGGUCCCCUUCUGGCCAUGAAGGCAGCGCUGAGAAAUGCCAGCAUCACUCCUGAGGCUGUCGACUACGUCAACGCCCACGCAACGUCUACCAAACUAGGCGAUGCCGCAGAGAACAGAGCUAUCAAGAACCUGCUCCUCGGCGAACAUGGCAAGCGAAACGCCUCUGCCAUCAACAUCAGCAGCACAAAAGGGGCUAUUGGACACCUGCUCGGAGCCGCGGGAGCUGUGGAAGCAAUCUUCUCUGUGCUCGCCAUACACGAGAAUACACUCCCACCCACACUUAAUCUGGAUACCAUCGACGCAGAGGAGGGAUUCGACUGCAACUAUGUCCCGAAUGAGGCCCAGCAGCACAAGGUUGAUGUAGCACUCACCAACAGCUUUGGCUUUGGAGGGACAAAUGCCAGUCUGUGUUUCAGUAGAUACCAAUGAAUUCCAAACACUCAUACUUGUUCC